Messenger RNA from Capsella rubella, 1179 nucleotides. Its product is annotated as putative F-box protein At1g71320. Gene Ontology annotation, molecular function: protein binding. Lineage: Eukaryota; Viridiplantae; Streptophyta; Magnoliopsida; Brassicales; Brassicaceae. The record is from RefSeq and is a predicted model, not a curated record.
AUGGAGGAUAACAAAAAUACAAUUCCUAAGCUAAUUGCUAUAUCAAAUGAUAUAGUUGAAGAGAUCUUUAAGCAUCUUCCGAUAAAAUCACUCGCUAGAUUUAAAGUUUUGUCAAAAACAUGUAGAGGGAUGAUCGAAUCAACCCAUUUUUCCCACAAACGAAUCGUUGAUACAGGAUUAGCAACCCCUAAUAUGAAAAUUCUUGUUGUUAGUCAACAAUUGUCUGCCAAGUUUCAUAAAGAAGAUUCAAACUCAACAACUUUGCGUUUGGAUACUUUUUCUAGAGAGCGUCACAAUAACAAAAAAUAUUUCGACAAAUCUCAAAACAAAACAAUUCAAGUCUUGGGGUCUUGUGAUGGAUUGGUCUUGAUUCGGAUCUACGACGAUUUUAGGUACAUUUACUUGAUCAAUCCGACGACUAACGAACACAUAACACUUUUUCCGGAAUUUUCUCAAUGGCCAGUUGAUAUUAAAUGUAUUUCUACGUUAAACGUUAAUACACCAUGGAGAGAAUUUGGCCAAUCAAUCUUUAACUAUGAAGGUGAAUUACUGAAUAUAAUGCCGUUUAUCGCUGGAUUUGGUAAAGAUAUUGUUACAAAAUCAUAUAAGGUGGUUUUGAUAUAUUCAAAAUUUAAGAGUUGUAAUUGUUUCAAGGCCAAGGUCAUAUCUCUUGAUAAUGGUGAGCAAAGAAGCGCAGAUUUUUCUAGUUUAGAUGGCCAUACAUUUUGCGAGGAGCAGACAUCAGUCUACGCAAACGGAUCUCUCUUUUGGUUGACGUUAGAUGAAAAGAGGCAAGCACUUGACAUGAUACUAGCUAUCGAUCUUCACACCGAAACAUUUCGAUGGAUAUUAUUACCGGUGUGUUACACUAAUUAUCCUACUCGUAUAGAAAUGUGGAAUCUGAACGAUCGUUUGUGCGUAUCAGAUGUGCUGAAAAGUUCAGAUUUGGUCGUAUGGAGUUUACAAAAAGAGUAUCCACCUAAUGAGAAAUGGGAGAGAAUAUAUUCUAUUGAUAUAAGAACUAACCAGCUCCAGCUACAUGAAAAGUUUUGGAUGCUUGGCUUGGCGGCUGCCUAUUUUCCAAGCAUUAGUAAGAAUAGAGCUCGAGUUCCAUUUGCUAGACAAAAAACAAUCUCAUAUUCGCCGACAAUGAUUUCCCCUUCAAGUUUGGUCUUCUGA